This is a messenger RNA of Theileria orientalis strain Shintoku, 750 nucleotides long. RefSeq lists its product as hypothetical. Lineage: Eukaryota; Apicomplexa; Aconoidasida; Piroplasmida; Theileriidae. The transcript has 8 exons. Bases 1 to 750 code for a protein of 249 amino acids. The record is from RefSeq and is a predicted model, not a curated record.
AUGGAUAAUAACAUUCCUAACAUCACUUUAAUAAAGGUUCCCAAAUUUUUGGCUUUACAAUGGAGAAAGAGUGACAACCACAGCAUUAUAGGCCAUUGUAAACGUGAUGAGAAGGGCGAGUUGGACGAAUUCAAAAUCAUUUGCGAUGGCCAAGAUCGUUUCUUUAAGUGUCGCAAGACUACCUUGUCUAACCCUUGCGCUGUACAAAUCGACUCAAAAUCAUCUUACCUGAGAUAUAUCGGAAAGCUUUCCGAUUGCUUGACUGUAUAUCCUUCCAUGGAUCAAAUAUACAAAAACAAACUGAAGGAACGGCACAUUAUAACAAACAUCAAUAAGGCGCGAAGCACGACCAAUGAAACGCGGGAAGAUCCUUCUUUCGACUCCACAGACACUAUAUUCAAAUACUACAACCCUAAAUCUACCACUAUUGCCAGUAUGAUGAACGACAAUGGCUUAAAAGCUACUGAGGAGGUUCCUUACAACAGAGCGAAGGCUAAGAGCAAAAAAUCGCCCACCAUGGAUGCUGACGAGCUUAAACUUAAGAUAUUUAAGAUCUUCGAGUCGGAGGAGGCCAAGGACGGCAUUCAAAUCAAGAGGAUCGUGCAGCUGACUGGCCAGUCUCUUCAGAACGUCAAGGCAGUUGUGGACGAGAUUGCGACUCAAAAGAGGCGCCAGUCCGAUUACAAAAUGGUUUAUUACCUGAAUGACCUCUACAACUCAAGUAUGGACCCGCCUUUUAGUUUAUACUGA